UGAUGACUGAUGAUAUCUGAGGGCUGCUUUGCACUUUGCAUGCUCUAUAUACACUGGGCACAAAAUUUUUUGUUCCAAGUGUAUGUGGUUGAUCUACGUAGUAUAUAUUGCAGCUGACUUAAAAAAAAAUACUUAUGUACUAAUAUUUUUUUUUAAAUCAGUAUUUCUUUGUUCUAAUUUUGUGUAAUUUAACUCAUGCAUGUUUGUUACAGCUUCAUACUGGUGAUUUGUUAAUGUGUGUACCUUGCCUGUGUGUGUGCUUUAAUUUAUCACUAACAAAAUAAUAGACUCUAUCUCUAUACAUAUCAAAACAAGUAAUUAUGGGUAAGUGCAAAUUUAAUGAAGACUGGCUUAAAAAAAAGAUAAAAAUGGACAUAUUGUGUGUGAGUGGGGAAAAAAAGAGGACAGUGAUACAGGUUUUUUUUGUUUUGUGUGUCUUAAAAAGUUUUCGAUUGCUUGGGGCUUUGAAGCUAUCGAACAACACGCAUCAACACAAAAACACAAGGAACAGUGUAAAGUAAAGUUGACAGCAUCUCAAUUGCAUAUGACAAGUUUGCGACCCAAUGAAAAACCCAUCGAAGAACAACCAAGUACUUCUAAACCUGAAAAUAGCCAAAGAAGUUGUGUACAAUUAUAUAGUGUCAAAGAUGGGGUCACAAGAGCAGAAAUUUUGUGGGCUAUGAAAAUGGUGGUCUCUGAUUUUCCAAUAGAGCCCUCAUGCGAUUCUAUAAAGGAACUAUUUUCAGCUAUGUUUCCAAAUUCACUACCAUCAGAUUUUUCUAUGUCUACUACCAAAGCAAGAUAUUUAAUUUGUGAUGCUAUAGCUCCAUAUUUUAGGCAAGAAAUGAUGAAGGACUACAAAGACUCCUAUUUUUCGCUAUGUUUCGAUGAAACCUGCAAUGCAGCAUCAAAAAAGGAGCUUCAGGUGGCCAUAAAAUAUUGGUCUCCGAUUAAAGAAAUGAUAAUAACGACACAUUUAGAAACUUUCUUCAUUGGUAAAGCUACCGCCGAGGAUAUUUAUUCUAAGCUGAAUGAAGCAAUGGACAACGCUCAACUAUCCCGCAAAAGGCUUCUGAUGCUAGGCUGUGACGGGCCCAAUGUGAAUAAAGCGGUUACAAGAUUGAUGAACGAUUCUUUAAUUCUGUUGGGCAGACGGAAAUUAGCUGAUAUAGGAACAUGUAACAUUCACACUGUACACAAUGCCUUUCUUAAGGCUUUGAUGGAGUUUGGUGAAAGCGUAUCUGACUUUAUAUUUCAAAUUCACAACUUUUUCGAUGGUUGGCCUGCUCGCUGGGAAGAAUAUGAAAUUAUUCAAGACAAGUUAAAUUUGCCAAACCAUCGCUUCAUUAAGCACGUUUCUUCACGUUGGCUCACUAUGGGGCCUGCUGCUGAACGCGUUUUAGAGCAAUGGCCUGCAAUAAUUGAGUAUUUCACUAAACAUCUACCUAAAAAACAGACUAAUACAUCCCAAAACUUUAAAAACAUCUAUAACUUCAUCAAUCAAAAGCUAGCAAAAGCAGAAAUAAUGUUUGUAGUGUCCAGUGUAAAGAUGUUCGUGAAAGUCACUGGUUUCUUCCAGCGUGAAGAGCCAUUGGUUCACAUGAUUCAUGAAGAAUUAAAGAAACUCGUGAGAACCAUUUUUAAUCGGUUUUGUGUAAAAAGCGCGCCUACGUCAGUUGAAGGUCUAAAUGAAAAAUAUUACGUUCCUCUUCAAGAUAUUGUGCUAGAAGAUUCAAUCAGAGAAUUAUUGGAGACCGCUCAAGAACGUGAUAGAGUAACAUUUUUACACAAAGUAAAAAAUCAUUACGUCGCCGCUUGCAAACAUCUGCUAACAAAAACGUCAAUGGAUUAUUCUUUAAUAAAAUACUUGGCAAUAUUGAACCCUAAAAAACAAAAUUCAGAAACGUGUCAUAAAGACUUUUUAAAAAUUGCAAACACUUUGCCGGUUGCGUUUGAAGAAACGGCACUAACAAACGAAUGUCUUUUGUUAAUGCAACAUCAAAAAGGAAAUCAAGAAGAACAAAGGAUUGAAACUUACUGGGGCAAUAUUUUUAAAAGGACCUUUGAUAACGGAGAAAAAAUGUUCCCCAACCUGGAACACAUUGUAAAGGCCGCAUUAGCACUGUCGCAUGGCAAUGCAGAUGUGGAAAGGGGCUUUUCAUGUUCGGGUAGAAUUUUAACACCAGAAAGGGCUAACAUGUGUCAGAGGACCCUUGAUGCGCAUUUGACAGUUAAAUCGGCACAAAAAAACAUGUACGAAAACAAGAUUCAUUUAGUCCCUUUAACACCUGAAUUGAUGAAAUUAGCCAGAACGGCAUAUAUAAGAUAUAAAACAUAUUGUGAAGAACAGAAGCAAAAAGAAGAAAUAAAGAAGCUCGAAAAGAAAAGAAAUGAGGAACUUGAUAGAGAAAAAAAAGAACUUAAGAGAAAGUACGAAGAAACUAAGACGAUUAUUGAAGAAGGUGAGACAACGCUAAAAAAAUAAGAGAAGAAGAAAAAACUAAGAGGGAGACAAUUGACAGAUUAAUUAAAAAUGCAAAUGCCAUGUUGAAGGGCGGAAUCAAAGAAAAAGACAUGGUUUCCGUAAAUAUGGCAAAAUCUCUGCUAGAAACUGUAGUAAAGGAGAGAAAAGAAGAAGAACAACAAAUACAAGAGGAAGAAAAAAUACAAAAAAUCGUAGAUAAGAAGAAAAAAACACUUAUAACAAACUUCUUUAAGAAAACUUAAUUUUAAAUGUUAUGUUUAUUUUAAUGGAACUUCUCUGUACUUUUUUUCUUUCUCAUAGUCAUUUGAUUUUAGUGUUCACUAUAUGUAUAAUUUUGCACGAAUGCGCAUGACUCACUUGUAAUACAAUAACAAUUACUAACAAUAAAAAAAGUUUUUUAACACAAUAAAAAGGCGGUGCUGGUUGGCUAUGGGGAUGGUGGAGGCCAAUAACUGAAAAUAAGCUUUUUAUUUCACACCAUUCACCCGAAAAACGGUUUGGAAAUGGUCAGUAUUUGGUCAGUAUUUUUGAAUUUUUGGUCAGUAAAAUCAGUAUUUUCGACCAUAGAACUUGUUUCGGCCCCUGCAUCUUGAAAAAUACAGGAUCUUUGUUGAUCUUCAAUAGUAUCUGUGAUCAAAGGUUCUGGAUUACCGCAAUUAAAAACAUUGUGUAUGUUGUGUGUAUUAAAACAAAAGCCUGGCGAUGAUAUGUCACUUAAAUCAUUAUGUUCAAUAAUUGGCACAGUUGUCAAUGUGAUCAACGAGUUAGGGGAUUUGUUGUUAUUCCCGAUUUCUGUGUUUUGAUCAUCCUGAUGCAUAGCGAAAUAAUCAACGUUUGAUGUACACGGACCCGAUAAAAAAUGUGAAUCUUCAAAGUCGAAACCAUUUGAGGAAGGAAGAAUCGGAGCUAGUAAUUGAUCAGCACUGUUGAAUCUUGAAAAUGCGGGAUCAUCAUCUGAAUCACUAGUAGGAAAAAAGUCGGGAUCGAUCGUUUUAAUAUUACGUUGUAAUUGUUUGGAUUCCUUAAACUUUUCCCUCAACGCCUUAUUUUUUUGUGCUAAAAGCAUCAUCAUUUUCGUAUUUCUUUGCGACAUGGUUUAUCUGUAACAAUAUUUAAUAAGUAUAACUGAAUUAUUUUAUUCAUCAAAAACGUUUAGUUAUCUUUAACAAACAUAAUACAAAUUAUAUAUUUGGGAAAUAAAUUAAAAUAUUGCACUUACGUAAUGUAAAGUGCAAAUCAACUUAUUAUCAUCGGAACAACAAUAACCGUAUGGCUGGGAAAAUAUGAUUAAAAAUAAUUUACUUUAUGUUCUGGUAGAUCAAGGUCAAUUUUGCUAAGUACGAAUGCGUACGAGGGCGCGCACGCCAACCGCAAGAAAGUUUAACACAAAAUUUCUAAUUUUGCAAUGAUUAUGGUUACAAAAUGCUAAAAUAAUAUUUAAUAGGACUUACCUGAAUGUCAAUGUAUGAAGUGACCCCAUUAAGCACCUUAAUUUACAGUUUUUUUCUCAAUUUUGCACAAAUAUCAUGACCUCUUCACAACAAAAACAAACAAGUUAUGACACGAAUUUGCGAACGAAUUUGCCAAGGGCAGGGAUAAAUCACUGUAAAAUGUAUUAGAAAUUCGAUCUUAUCCAGUAAAACCAUAAGGGCUAAUUUAAUUUUGCUAUUGCAACCGUAUCUCACUAAUUCAAAACAGUUUGCGUAUUAUGCAAGCAUUAAAAUACUAAGCAUUAUAGCGGUAACUCAUUACUGAUUUUACUCAUCCUACUUACCGCUUAUCGGCUAAGCAAAAGUUGUGUAUUUAUUUAAGAAUUUUAGCGAUAUUUAAAUUUGCGGCUGGUUGCCUACGUAAUAUUAAUAUACCUCUAACACCCUUAGUGAUAUAUGGUAAAACUGAGAUAGAAAAAUCUUUCUUAAGGUUUUUUCAUACGUUUUGAACAAGAUAGUGCUAAAUGGCUUAGUCCAGUAGAUGCGUAUUUUUUAAAGCUAUCCGAUGGCAUAAAAAUCAAUUUUACGAUUUUUUUUGAGAUACCGCUUUUGCGCUUAGCAGGGCAGUAUUAUCGGCCCAACAGCAGUGGAAGGACAAGACUCUAUACAAGAGCUUGGAUUUAGUGUAUGUAUUAACCUUAUUUUCCAGUACCUCAUGUAACAAAAUUAUUAGCUAAAAAUCAAUACUAACUAGGUAAAUCUUGUUGAAUAAAUAUUGUACUUGAAUAUUAGAAAUUAAAAAUUUUAGCCAUUACACAUAUAUAAUUAGAUAAAACAGUAUACUAUUUAAUUAAGUAUCUACAUAUUCAAUAAAUAUCACCAUAAUAACUUUUUCAGAGACCUCAAUCUUCUGCACCUGCACCCUCUCAAUCAUCUGCAGUUGUUGCCCAAGAAGAUGAUCCAGUAUAUGUGGAUC
Messenger RNA from Amyelois transitella, 4891 nucleotides. RefSeq lists its product as uncharacterized. The record is from RefSeq and is a predicted model, not a curated record. Bases 545 to 2485 code for a protein of 646 amino acids. NCBI's taxonomy places the organism in Eukaryota, Metazoa, Arthropoda, Insecta, Lepidoptera, Pyralidae. The transcript has 2 exons.